AAGCGCUCUCUCUCUCUCUCUCUCUCUCUCUAGUCUUCAUGUUCAAGUUUCCAUGGAGAGAAGAGACCUUAUUACCAGUCAUCAUCAUCUCAAUACCUUUCGGUCUUCGCUUUACGAUAUGACUUCGAAGCUUCGUUCUCUCUGAUUCUCAUCACAGAAUUCAAUUCCACUCGCAGAAAGACGAAGAGAAAAAUAAAGAUUCCUCUUUUUCCCAAUAUUCGAACUUUGUGCAAUUUAUUUCCUUUUCGACUCUUGGGAUUUUGAUUCCACUCUUGCAACAUAAAAAACCCAACUCUCUGUUUUCAAUGACUCCAUAAUUUUCCCGGAAAGCUCCAGAAAAUGGCAGUCGAGUUGUGCUCUGAAAAUUCUAGCCCUGGUCUGAUUACCAGUCCUAGAAUCUCAUUCUCUCACGAUCUCUCCCAAUCCGAUAUCGCACCGAUCGAACAACGCGUCCUCCGAUCGAAUUCAUCGUCCGGCAUUGAUUUCAAUUUCUGCAUUCGCGAUGGUUACGAUCAACAAUCUUCUUCCGCCGACGAGCUUUUCUCGGACGGGAAAAUUCGUCCUAUCCAGAUCAAGAAAAAAAUGGCUCUACUGCAACAAACCCAUCAACCACCACCACCACCACCACCACCACCACAAACUCCGGAUCAUCACAUUGUCAACAAAACUUGUGAGACUUCAAACAAUGAGGGAUUGAAGGAGGCGAAAUUGACGAGUUCUGGAUCAGAUGAGAAGCAAAACUCCAAGUCGUUUUGGAGGUUCAAGCGGAGCAGUAGUUUGAAUUGCGGCAGUGGGUAUGGGCGGAGCUUGUGUCCUCUGCCACUCCUAUCUCGAAGCAAUUCAACUGGUUCGGCAAAUCACCACCAUACCCACAAGCACAAUUCGCAGAAAAAUUCAUCCUCUGUUUCGGCGUCGAAGCCAUCAUCGCAGUUUUCGGGGAGUCACCAGAAACCUCCAUUGAAGAAGAGUUAUGCUUCUCAUGGCAAUGGCGUUCGAGUCAAUCCUGUGUUGAAUGUUCCUUCGGGUAAUCUUUUCGGUUUAGGUUCGAUCUUCUUCAAUGGGAAGGACAAGAACAAGAAGAAAUAAUUUACGACUCAAGACAAUGAUUCAGAUCGAAGGAGCGAGGACAGAGCUAGCAGAAGGCCUUAUUCCACACAAACCGUAAUAGUUCGGCUGAGGUUAGUCACCCC
Molecule: messenger RNA, 1190 nt
Organism: Camellia sinensis
Lineage: Eukaryota; Viridiplantae; Streptophyta; Magnoliopsida; Ericales; Theaceae
Source: RefSeq, a predicted model, not a curated record